Molecule: messenger RNA, 978 nt
Organism: Hirsutella rhossiliensis
Lineage: Eukaryota; Fungi; Ascomycota; Sordariomycetes; Hypocreales; Ophiocordycipitaceae
Exons: 1
Coding region: 1-978 (325 amino acids)
Source: RefSeq, a predicted model, not a curated record
AUGAAGGGCCGCCCCGUCGACGAGCUCGUCUACGAGUGGAUGUUCCCCAAGCCAAAGUCCACCGACCCCCAGACCUUCAACGCUCUUCUCCAGCGCAGCCUCGUCCCCGAGGUCCGCCAGGAGACGCAGGCCUUUUACGGGCACCUCGAGACCCAGGAGGCUAAGUAUCCCGGUCUCGACUACACCCACGCCACCCACCGCAUCCGCCUCAGCCGCUGGCCCUGGCACUGCCGCCUCUUUCGCGCCUUCAAUGCCCUCGGCCUCACCCACGCCGAGAUCGCCACCCUGACCAAGUGGGAGGGCACCAAGUGGGCAAAGGAAAAGUUUGAGAAGGAGCAGGGCGUCACCAUCCGAGAUACCACGGCCGACGGCUUCCCCGACUGGGUCGAGCCCACGGAUCUACGACGCGUGCCUCAGGACAGGACCGCCCCUGUCCGCAGCCUCGGCGUGCUCGAAGCCAACGACGAGGAAGACGACGACGACGAGAGCGACGACGAGCUUGAGAGCGUCGGCCUCGAGCUCAACGAGCGCCUCCGCGCUCAGGCCGCCAGGCGUGAGGCCGGCGAGACGUCAGCCGUCUUGGACGAAGAGUGGGAGCAGUGGCUCAAGUCUGUAAUCGAGACGGGCGAGCUCGACAUCAUCACCGCGCAAAUGACGGAUCCAAUGUUCCACCGAGCCACCUCGAGCUCAUCCGCCAUUCCCGCCGCCCUCAUCCCACCCACCAUGCUCACCGCCGCCAGAGCGGGCCACUGGACCGAUAUUCCCGAGUUCCUCCAACCCGUCCUACAACGCACCCUCGAGGCCGAAGGUUCCCACCGCGCACCCCCGCGGUCGGCGGCCCCGUCCAGCUCCUCUUCCAGGCGGCAGGUCGCCGACGACCAGACCCGCGUGCGAGUUCCCUGGCCCAGACGGACCUACUCGGACCUUCGCUUGCCGGUCGGGGACGCUUCGCGUACGGCCCAGGCUCGCGGCGCCUGA